GCGUUCAGUUCACGUCCACACGCGGUUGAGUGACGCACUGGGAAACUUGUGUGAGAUCUCGUCCUGAUAAAAGGUGUUAUCAUUUGAUUAUCAUAACUUUAUUUAGUUCCAUUCAAGGGAGCCUCGCGCGAGGUAGUGUAUGGCAGAGCAUACAGAAAGUGGUUAGUAUGCGCGAAGGGAAGCAGAAAGCUGAAAGAAAACAUUAGUUGCUGAAGUCUCAAGCACAAAUGGGAAGUGCCUUGUCUCAAGAUACAGACUGCAUUGAAUGAACAGAAUAAUAGAUUUUGCAGGGAGAGUCGACGCCGAAAUAUUUCAUGGUACAUGAACUGUGUCAGAUACACACAGUAUUGAUAGAUUCGUUUUAGUUCAACAUACAUGAGGCGAUCGCUGCAAUGGGCCGAUUCGAAACCAACAAGAGCGACGACAACAACAACGAUGGGAGUUUUCACUGCAUACUUUGCUGCACAAAGCACGAAACUCGACAGGCAUUUGCUCAGCACAAAACUACGAAAGAUCAUCAAGUGAAGUGGCUGAAAUUCUGGUACCAAAGGAAUAAGAGUCCAAAGAACUUUAGAAGUUUACAUCAAGAACACCAGUGAAUUCAAUAUAAUUUUGGCAAACAUCAGUUUACUUCACGAAUGUGAUGCAAUCUGCCUUGUAGACGAACAUGGGGUGACUAGAGAUGAAAGGUAUAUCAGGUUACUUCCAGGUGUAGAUUACAUAGUUGAGUGUCAAAUACAAUUGGAUGAUGUAGGAGUAGAGCAAGUUCCCAUCGCUUUUCACCUCUAUCCUGAGUAUAUUAAAAAAGAUUUCUACAUUGUUAGGACACUGCAAGCAAAUGGAGUAGACCAAAUUGCCUCGGAAAGUGGUCCCACGUCACUGUACAAGAGAAAUUUACAAACUUACAAUAUCAUUAGGGAUUUUGAAGGCUAUGUUCCUGGAAUUCGACCUAUUGAUGACAGUAAUGAUGCUUUGCCAAAAUGUUUGCCAAUUUAUGACUCCAAAUAUGAAGAAUCCUUGAAGAAAAUUGUGGAAUGCAAAUUUGUUCUGAAGAAAAUUCCUGCUCAUUUCCGACAUGAAGCCAAGAAAAUCAAGGAUAUGCUUGCUUAUGGUUUGAAUGAAAAAAGUCAUCAGGACUGGUUCAAAGUGUUACUUUGGAUGGAAGAGAUGCAGAUGGAGAUUGACAUAACUUACUACAAUAUGAGAGAUGCUAAACUGAAAGAAGUAUCGCAACAAGAGUAUUCAAAAGUUAGAUGUGUAGAAUUAAAGGUUCCUGGACUAGCAGAAAAACGACCAUCUGUCUUAAGAGGUGACAAUGUAUACAUCACCGAUGACUCGGUGGCUCGGGGCUAUGUAGGAUGUGUCCACCAAGUAAAUGAAAAGUCCAUUUACAUUGCACUGUCAUCAGAGUUUAUGCAUGACUUCAUUGAUGGCAAGAAAGUAGACGUAGCAUUCUCCUUUUCUCGCCAUUGUCUGAAACUUUGCCAUCGCGCUUUGGCUCUUGCUGAGGAAUUUAGAAUGAUGCAUUUCAUCUUCCCAAAGCCUUCAAGAAUUCUAGUUAAUCCUGUUCAAGAUAUUUUGUUAUUUAACAGGAAACUUGAAGAAAAUAGAGAGCAGUUGGAAGCUGUGCGUAACAUCAUCUCAGGAGCCUCAAAGCCAGCACCUUAUAUUGUGUUUGGGCCUCCAGGUACCGGGAAGACAGUCACAGUGGUAGAGGCAAUAAAGCAGAUAUAUAAACGUGAACCCAACAGCAGAAUUCUGGUAGCUGCUCCCUCAAAUGCUGCAUGUGACAAUAUAACAGGAAAACUAUUAGAGCAUAUAUCCAGAAGGCAUGUGUUCCGGAUGCAUUCAAAAUCCAGAGAAAUCUCCUCCAUUCCUCUUAAUGUGAAAUGUGUGUCCAACGUUGUUGGAAAUGAAGUGUAUUUCCCUUCUGAUGUAAGGCUUUUGGAAUAUCGAGUUGUCAUCUGUACACUUAUUACAGCUGGAAGAAUUGCAACAGCAGCUUUACCCCCAGGGAGCAUAUCAUAUGCAUUUCUGGAGGAGUGUGGACAAGCCAUGGAACCUGAGGCUUUAGUAGGUGUGUGCGGUGUAUUAGGCACAGAUGGCCAGCUGGUACUCUCUGGGGAUCCUCAUCAGCUUGGCCCUGUCAUCAGAAACACACUUUGUUUUUCUGAAGGAUUCCUGUUCAGAGGCAAAGGAUUGGACAAGUCAUACCUGGAAAGGCUAAUGGAGUUAGAGAUGUACAAACCAGUACCAGGGAACAGACGUUUUGUAACAAAACUACUGAAGAACUAUCGAUCACAUGAAGAUAUUCUUAGGCUGCCCAAUGAAAUGUUCUACCAGUCUGAACUCCAGGCCUGUGCAGAUCCAGUUUACGUUACAUCUUUAUGCAAUUGGGAGCACUUGCCCAAAAGUGGCUUUCCUCUGAUUUUCCAUGGUGUGAAGGGGAAAGAUGAGCGACAGGGGAACUCUCCUAGCUUCUUCAAUGCCCAGGAAGUAUCACAAGUGAUGGACUAUGUUAACAAGCUCAUAAACACAAGACACAAUAAAGUUUUGCCCAAGGAGAUUGGAAUCAUCACGCCUUACAGACAGCAAGUGACAAAGAUUAGUAUGCAACUCCACAAAGUCAAAGACGGCAGUGACAUCAAAGUUGGCUCGCCAGAAGAAUUUCAAGGUGAUGAACGCCGCGUUAUUAUCAUUUCAACUGUCCGGUCAAAUGCAGACAAAUUGGCCUUUGACCUGAGGCACCAGCUUGGAUUUCUUAGAAACUGCAAGAGGUUCAAUGUCUCUGUGACAAGAGCAAAGGCCCUUCUGAUUGUUGUUGGCUGUCCAGAGAUCCUCAGCCUGGAUGAGCACUGGGGAAGACUGCUCAAUUUCAUAGUAGAAAAAGGAGGCUACUGUGGGAAGGAAUAUUUCCCUGAUGGCAAUAAACGCAUAGACCAGAGCAUCCUUAACAAAUUUAAGGAAGUUGGUCUUCCUCCAGAAAAUUGCAACGAAUAUAGUGCUCGGAUGAAAGCAGAAGAACCAACCUGGGGUGAAGAGUAGUGACUCCCUCCCUUGAUUUCAUCAUCUUCUUGGUUCUAUCUCCCCAAUGCAUUUUGUAGCAUAUUGCACCAAGUUGUAAUGUGAUGUAAAGGAAGUUUAUAUCGUUGUAGGAACAUAUGAUUGUAAAAGUUUCAUAUAUCAUUAAUGAUGUGCUCAGUUAUACAUUGUAUGUUUUAUAUUGAUUAUAUGUUGCAUAGCAGAUGGAUUUUUUUUUUUUUUUUUUUUUUUUUUUUUUUUUUUUUUUUUUUUUUUUUUUUUUUUUUUUUAUAUCUAGGAGACAGGAAAUGCUAUUGAUAUACACUAGAGUUACAAGAAAAUGUAUGUUAUUUCCAAUUUGCACCAAAGGUUGAAUUUAUCCAAUUAUACUCUCAGAAACAAACUUGCACUUCAUAGGACAAUUAUGGAACUUGUUUCGUCAGUGGGUAUGUUGUCAAAACAAUAGAAAAGGAAUGAUAUGGAAAAAAGGAAUGUAAUUAUAAAUUCACUCAGGGCACUAGUAUGACUGUGAAAAAAUUAUAAUACAAGAUGUGAAAAAUGAAUAAGCUUAACCAUUACAAAUAUGAGGUUAUGACAACUGCAGUAUUAAUAGCCUUGUAGAUAGUGAGAAACAGAUCAUUGUGCCUUAAUUAAAUGUAAAACAAUCUGUUACUGAUACAGUAACAUAUCUACACACACUUACACACACACACACUUACACACACUUACACACACUUACACACACACACACUUACACACACACACACU
Molecule: messenger RNA, 3789 nt
Organism: Penaeus chinensis
Lineage: Eukaryota; Metazoa; Arthropoda; Malacostraca; Decapoda; Penaeidae
Product: putative helicase mov-10-B.1
Exons: 22
Coding region: 1099-3045 (648 amino acids)
Molecular function (GO): 5'-3' RNA helicase activity; RNA binding
Source: RefSeq, a predicted model, not a curated record